Messenger RNA from Myxozyma melibiosi, 1214 nucleotides. RefSeq names its product 40S ribosomal protein S0. The record is from RefSeq and is a predicted model, not a curated record. Gene Ontology annotation, biological process: ribosomal small subunit assembly; cytoplasmic translation. Gene Ontology annotation, cellular component: cytosolic small ribosomal subunit; 90S preribosome; ribosome. NCBI's taxonomy places the organism in Eukaryota, Fungi, Ascomycota, Lipomycetes, Lipomycetales, Lipomycetaceae. The coding region runs from base 67 to 858 and encodes 263 amino acids. Gene Ontology annotation, molecular function: structural constituent of ribosome. The transcript is spliced from 4 exons.
UAUCGAGAAAAGCAGUUCGUCCUCUCAUUGCAGCAACCGGCUUCAUCACCACACAUCAUCCGAAAUAUGUCUGUUCCCAACGCCCUCGCUCCUACUCAGCAGGACAUUGAGCUCCUGCUCGCUGCCCAGGCCCACCUCGGCAGCAAAAACCUCCAGACACACAUGGAGCCCUACGUCUACAAGACUCGUGCUGAUGGUGUUAACCUCAUCAACAUCGGCAAGACCUGGGAGAAGCUCGUCCUCGCCGCCCGUAUCUUGGUCACCAUCCCCAACCCCGCCGAUAUCGUCGUCGUCUCUGCCCGUCCCUAUGGUCAGCGUGCCGUUCUGAAGUUUGCCUCGCACAUUGGUGCUACCGCUAUUGCUGGUAGAUUCACCCCUGGUUCCUUCACCAACUACAUCACCCGAUCAUUCAAGGAGCCCAGACUCAUUGUCGUGACCGACCCCCGUACCGACGCGCAGGCCAUCAAGGAGGCUUCGUACGUCAACAUUCCCGUGAUUGCUCUUGCUGACACCGACUCUCCUACCGAGUUUGUUGAUGUCGCUAUUCCUUGCAACAACAAGGGCCGACACUCCAUCGGUCUUAUUUGGUGGAUGCUUGCCCGGGAAGUCCUGAGACUGAGAGGUAACCUUCCCCGCGCCGAGCCCUGGAGCGUCAUGGUCGAUCUCUACUUCUACCGUGAUCCCGAGGAGACCGAGAAGGAGGUCAUCGAGAUUGCUGCUCCGGCCAAGGAGAUCGAGGCUGCUCCUGCUGUCGAGGUUGCGGACGAGUGGGCGGUUGAUGUGUCUGCUGCCAACCCUGCUGCCGGCUUCGACGCUACUGCUAUCACCAGCGAGGCUGUCAGCGGCGACUGGGACUAAGCAUAUGGGGAGUUUGAGUUAAAAAAACCAAAUAUUAAUAAAGUAACCUUCUGCAACCAAGAUGAUCUCGAUCUUAUAAAAAGCUUUGGAAGAUUGAGAUGGUUGGAAAAAGAAAGAAUUAUGUGUGAGAAGGAGAAAUGAAAAAAGGGAUCUGCUAUGUUUUUUUGUUUGUUUGUAUUAUAUAAUAUAAAUAUCUUUCCACAAGUGAGAAUCUGUAGAUCUAGCAUGGAAAGCUUUAUUAUCAUCAAAAAUAAACAAGAAAUAUCUAGAAUGAAGAAGAUAUAAAUAUCUUUCCACAAGUGAGUGAGUAGAUGUAGAUGUAGAUGGAAAGCUUUAUUAUCAUCCAAAAAAAACAA